This is a messenger RNA of Brugia pahangi, 864 nucleotides long. NCBI's taxonomy places the organism in Eukaryota, Metazoa, Nematoda, Chromadorea, Rhabditida, Onchocercidae. The record is from the annotation of a GenBank genome assembly.
AUGAGUAACAUGAGCGCGCGUGUUUACGUGGGACGUCUGUCUUACAGAGCCUCCGAGCGUGACAUUGAGCAUUUCUUCCGUGGUUACGGACGCAUACGUGAUAUUGUUCUGAAGAAUGGUUUCGGUUUUGUGGAAUUUGAUGAUCCGCGCGAUGCAGACGAUGCAGUAUAUGAGUUAAAUGGGAAAGAAUUAUGUGGUGAACGUGUGAUUUUGGAGUUUUCACGUCGUGGACCUCGAAGUCGUAUGGGAUUUGGCGGUUUUGAUCGAUUUCCUCCGCCGAGACGUGAAUCAAGAUAUGGUCCACCACAACAAACACGCUAUCGACUAAUUGUUGAAAACCUUUCGUCUCGUUGUUCGUGGCAGGAUCUCAAAGAUAUUAUGCGAACCGCUGGUGAAGUAACAUUCGCAGAUGCGCACAAGCAACACCCAAAUGAAGGGAUUGUAUGCUUUUUAACCCGAGAUGAUCUUGAAAGAGCGCUUGACAAACUGCAGGGAAAGGAAGUGAAUGGACGCAAACUGAAAUUGAUUGACGAUUCAGAAAGACGAGAUAGUCGAAGUCGUUCCCGUUCUCAUCAUCGUUCUCAUUCUCGCUCACGCAGUUCGCGCAGUCGAUCAUCACGUUCACGCACUGGUUCGAAAUCGCGCUCGCCUACACCAAAGAAGGAAGGUGAGGGUUCCAAAUCACGUAGCCGCUCUGGAAGUGCAUGUUCUCGUUCUCAUUCGCCGGAGAGAAAUGAAUCCCAGACUGGUGCGACAGUUACCGAGAAUGGUGGUGGUGCUGAGAAUAGUUCUAUGGCUCCUGAGGCCAAUGAGGAGCCUAUGAAAGAUGAAAGUCCAGCUCCCAGUAAUAACGAUUACAACUGA